Molecule: messenger RNA, 1713 nt
Organism: Schizosaccharomyces cryophilus OY26
Lineage: Eukaryota; Fungi; Ascomycota; Schizosaccharomycetes; Schizosaccharomycetales; Schizosaccharomycetaceae
Product: DNA-directed RNA polymerase III complex subunit Rpc34
Exons: 2
Coding region: 466-1371 (301 amino acids)
Biological process (GO): transcription by RNA polymerase III
Cellular component (GO): RNA polymerase III complex
Source: RefSeq, a predicted model, not a curated record
CUACCAAGUUUACCAACAAGCACUUUCCUUUCCUCUUUUUUUAUUAAAGAUUUUUCUAUUGAUUUCAAUACAUCUGGCAGCAGCAUAGAAUGAAAUUAUUGGGUCUUUCUUGUAUGAGCCAUAUAUUACAUUUCAUGUAGACACAAGGAAACCAAGCGAAAAGCAGGUAGCUCAACGUAUCGAGUCAGUAUAGGAUGAAUUCGUCACAAUAGAAGAAAAAAGCAAAGUCCCAUGCUAUGAUUCAAAAUGAACCGAUUUCGCCGUAUCCUUUAAAAAAUUUUCGUCGCAUGGAAACUGAACGAGAAAUUGUCUUCAGCAUCUAUCGUUUAUUUUACCAAUUUUAAUUUAAAUGAAAUAAGAUUGAAUAACAGGAGAAUUCACUCUGACUCAGUUCAACUUUCUGGGUUAUGUUGUACAUUUGUGGCUCUCACCUUUCCUUCACCCAUACCUCUAAUAUUUUCUGUAAUGGCCGACCAACUGAAGUCCUUACCUCGCACGGCUCGUCAGUUAUAUGAUUUUUGUUCUAAAAAGAUUCCUGAUGCAUUGUCACAACAAGAACUCAUCGAUGGAAUUGGAAGUUCUAUCUCUGUGAGCAAUUUGAGCAGUGCUCUCAAUUUGCUGCUCGGUAGGCGGCUUUUAGAAGCCCUUCAGCAAGGGAAUACCUUAGUUUAUCGCGCUGUUCCUUUAGAAGAGGCAAAAACUGUUUCUACUAUGGAAGGAGAUGAACAAAUAGUUUACGACUUUAUCAAGAAUGCUGGCAAUGAAGGUAUAUGGACAAAGACUCUAACCUUGCGGACCAACUUGCACGUUCACGUGGUCAAUCGGUGCCUUAAAUCACUCGAAUCUAAAAAUCUGGUAAAGCCAAUAAAGAGUGUGAAAAAUCCUACCCGUAAAAUUUACAUGUUAUAUGACCUGGUUCCCAGUAGUGAGCUUACAGGUGGUCCUUGGUUUACCGACCAAGAACUCGAUGUAGAAUUCAUUGAGAAUCUAAAAAAGGUCGUAUACAGGUUUAUCCACUCAAAAAGCUUCCCACCAAAGAAAAACGCUACUGGCCCUGAUAUGAUAUGGUCCCCUGAGUACAAUGGGUAUCCUACAGCUUUACAAAUACAUACAUGGCUUCGCAACACAAAUAUUACUGAAGUAGAUCUUUCUCUUGGAAAUGUUAUUUCCUUAGUUGAUGUUUUAAUAUAUGAUGGCAAGGUUGAGAAAAGAUCUGAUGGUGUGUCCUACCGUUCUGUCCGGCCUUCUCCAGAUACCACAAAUGCUUUCACCGAAGUACCUUGCGGCGCUUGCCCCGUGGCAGAUAUUUGCGCUGUUGGAAGUCGGGUAUCACCGGUCACUUGCGAAUAUCUCGACAAAUGGUUGAACUAAUGUUUAUCUUUGUCUCUACUCUUGAAAUUAAUAUUGUAUGAUAUUCAAAAGGUUUAAAAUUCAUUUCUAAUGUUUGGGUUUUUGGAUUGGUUCUGGGUUUUGGCGGUGCUCAUGGGUCAAAAAUAUUAGCUGGAAAACAGCUUAAUAAAAAUAUAAACGAAACAAGUUUAAUAGUACGAUCGUUUCGAUCCGAUUUAUCCUUUAUUUUGCUUAUAUUAACGGUUUUUCUAUUAAUAAGUCCAUACUUUUUUCCAUAUCUGUUGUUUUUACCUAUGUUUUUUCGAAAAUGGAAUAAUAGUAUUUAAUAACCAAGUUACCCGUUAAUAAUUUUAUUUAAUCCUC